AUGAACGGUAGAGCUCAGUUCGCUUGCGUUACAUGCCGGCGAUUGAAACGGAAAUGUCCUAAAGAAUUUCCCUCUUGCUCAUUGUGCCUUCGGCUCGAAAAGCAAUGCGAAUAUCCGCCGCGGGUCCGAAGUCUAUACGAGAACAAGACUCCUAAUUCAUCAACCAGUUCUCAAGACACUAAUGAGGAAGCAAACCCACAGAUAGCAAGUAACUUACCAGCAGUCUCGGAUCUGGGCUUGAGUCCAAUACAAGACCUUGUCCCAGGGCAUGAAGACAUCCAUACCUUCCCGCCAAUGUUCUUCUUGGAUUCUGAUGUAUGUACCAAACCUUUGGCCUCGGAACCUUGUCAAGCAACAGGUAUUGUGGUACCCUCUUGUAACCUUUCCCCCGAGUCGAACGCAGUCUGUGAAAAGUAUUUUUCUACCGUCCACCAUUGGCUACCAAUACUAAGUAAGAAACGCGUCCGACGGCUUAUCGCUGAAAAUGGGUCGGUCCCUGACUGUCCCUCUCAACUUCUGUUUCUUUGCAUGAAGCUAGUAUCGGAGCCUUUACCAGCAGAAGUAUCCGCUAGGGCGAAUAUCCCCUACCGAAGGGUUUUGGAAACGUUGCUGAAAGUUGAAAAUUCAUAUCUACCCUCUCUCCAGCUCCUGCAAUCCGUCGUCUUAAUAUCCGCUUAUGAGCUCGGUCACGCGAUAUAUCCGGCAGCUUAUCUGCACGUCGGUCACGCUGCUCGGCUCUGUGCGAUGAUGGGCUUUCACGAUCGUAAAGCUGCAAAUCAACUGUUCAAAGAUGCCAUUACGUGGACAUCGCGGGAAGAAGAGCGUAGGACGUGGUGGGCAGUCUUCUGUCUCGACAGAAUCACUAACCAAGGUACUACCGGAUUGCCCUUCGCCGCGCCCGAUCCAAAUCCAGGAGAAUUACUACCGUGUCCGGAGGCUCCGUGGCUUGAAGGUGAAAUUGGCUUCAACGAGCCCCUUUUUGCGACUUCAUUCUCUAGCAAUACAAGUCUAGGAUCAUUCGCCAAUGUUUGCCAGGCAGCACACGUCCUCGGCCGCGUGUUGCGACACCGCGACGAACAUCACAGCAGCCGUAUUGCCCUCGGUUUCCUAGUAUCAGAGGCAAAACAGCUUCACCAGAUUCUCGUGUCCUUAUCCGCCCAUCUAACUAGCAUCUGCGAGCAGUCCCUUCUGCUCGAUGCUUCCGUAUCGGUCCCUUUGGCCUUAUGUUUCUCUGCGCGCCUUAUUCUGUACUAUAUAUAUGCAUGUAAUGAGACGUAUUCGACGGACUAUGGUAGAUCUUCCGAAGAAGCUGAGUUGCAGAAGGAGACCAUGGCAGGUAUCUUCGACGUUACCAGGGGCAUUUGGCAGCUCGCGUGCCAAUUGCUUGACUCUAUCGACCAAUCCGGGGGAAAAGGACUAGAAAGCAUUAGUCCAAUUCUAUGCCACUGCUUGUUUGCAGCAGCGGGCGAGAGCGAGUGGCUAAUUCUCGAACACGAAGAUUCAAGCGCAAGUAUAUGGCUGAAAGAUAUUGUAAAGCUUCUUCGGGUCAUUGGAAAACGAUGGCAAGUCGCAGAUGUCUACUUAUCACAGAUCUAUAAAUGGCCGGGAUAUAACAGCUUAGGCAUGUUAUAA
Molecule: messenger RNA, 1632 nt
Organism: Daldinia caldariorum
Lineage: Eukaryota; Fungi; Ascomycota; Sordariomycetes; Xylariales; Hypoxylaceae
Exons: 5
Coding region: 1-1632 (543 amino acids)
Biological process (GO): DNA-templated transcription; regulation of DNA-templated transcription
Cellular component (GO): nucleus
Molecular function (GO): DNA binding; zinc ion binding; DNA-binding transcription factor activity, RNA polymerase II-specific
Source: RefSeq, a predicted model, not a curated record